CAACUACAUUGUCCCUUUGCCAUAAAUCACUUUUUGGUCUGUUUUGGACGUAGAUACCCCUGAAUAACUUUAGAAAAUCAUAUCAAUUAUUUUAACAGUCAGAAAAAUAUGGAAAAAUAAUCAAACUGUAUAUAAACAAGUAACUAUCAUAUGAAAAAUAAUUUUAUAGACUAAAUAUUAUUAUAUCAAAAUAUCAUACUUUGAUCUACGGACAGAAGAAAACUUAAUCUACCAACUACGGGCCGUAGAUAGUAUAUUCAUUAAAUAACUUUGUUAUCUACAUCUGGUAGAACAAUUAUAUCUACCAAUGUACACUUCUCUACCAUCGUAGAAACAAUCAGCUGCCAGUAAAUACAUUUCUACCACGGUAGAUUUGUUCAGCUUCCAUUUCCCUUAUUUCUGGAUUUCGGUUGAUUUCAUUAACUAUGUUUUCUGAUAUAUCUACUAAUGUUUGAUUGGCAUUUUCUACCAAAGUACUAUAUUCUACCGUGGGCGGGUUAUGCAGCCUACUGUUUUAUCUACUGUCUACGGCCGUAGAAGGUAUAUUCUACCAAGUGCGAAAUGUAUAUUUUCCUAAAAUAUCUCUAAAAUCUGUUGAGAAUAUAUUUUAAAUAAAUAUUUGCCUUAUUUUUCGUGUUUCCUAAGUUGGUUUUUUUUAAAAAAACGUGUUCUCUUCUUCAUCCUCAUCGAUCUCUUUUUUUCUUUGGAAACCAUCAAAUUUUUUUGAAUUUCUUGGUGAAGAAGAUGCAUAUUUAUGGUUCUUGUGGGAUGUGGAAGUUUGAUCCCCAAAAAGGGUGGGGAUUUGAUGUUGAUAUGAAAAAACGAGGCAGAGUACUAGUUUUGGAAUUGACAAGUUCCUUUGAAGAUCUAAGGGUUAUGGUUUUCAAGGAUUUUGGAAUUGACGAAAACGAUGUCGAGCUUGAGUUAAGCUACCUACCUAUGGAGUUAAUCGGCACCAUCGACUGUCCCCCAGUUAUCAUUGAGAAUGAUAGCCAAGUCAAAAAUUUUCUUACAUAUGUACGUGGAAAACCUUCGACAAGGUUGUGUGUGUCUACUUCGCUUAUGCAUGGGAACAACGACAGCAUUGGCGUUGAUAAGGAGGAAUCUAACUCGCCAUUCAGAGAGGUCGGUGAAGCUUCCUCGGUUUCAGCUAGAGAUGAGAGUGGUAGUUCAUCUGAUUGUAACGCGAACGGCUCAGAAGAAGAUGAUCAUCUCGCCAUACGUGGAAAAGAAGAUGAUAGGGGGAAAAGUGUUCGAUUUUCUUUGAUCGAUGUUGUGAAGAAGGGUGAAACGUUUCAAAACAAGUCGAUGUUGAAAGCAGCGUUGGAAAUGUCAGCUACGAAGCAUAACUUCGAUUACAAAGUUGUUAAAUCGGACAGAAAACUUUGGUACAUUCGAUGCAUUGACAACCAUUGCAACUGGAGUGUUCGUGCUGAAGGGUUAUCAGGCUCCACAUAUUUCAUCAUCAAAAAAUAUGUGGCGGAUCAUACAUGUGCUGCGUCGAGUAUGAAUAAUGGUGGUCGGAUACCUUCUGCAAAAACUAUUGGCAGUAUAAUAAUGCAUAGAUAUGAUGGUGUGAAAGAAGGUCCGAAGACUAAUGAUAUCAUACAGAUUAUGAGAAUGGAUCAUGGAUGCGAGAUAUCUAAGUCGUUAGCAUGGGAUGCUCGUGAAUUUGCAAUUCAUGUGGUUCGAGGUAUUCCGGAGCAGAGUUUUGGAAAAAUUCCGAAAUAUUUGUACAUGCUGAGGGAAGCUAAUCCAGGAACACAGACGUUUUAUGAAACUGAUGUUGAUGGUAAAUUCCGAUUUCUAUUCCUUUCGUUUGGGCAAUCAAUACGAGGUUUUCACACAUCCAUGCGGAAAGUUCUUGUUGUUGAUGGGACAUUUUUGAAGAGCAAGUACAAAGGAGUAUUACUUGUUGCUACAGCUUUAGAUGGAAACUCUAACUUGUAUCCUAUUGCAUUUGCGGUUGUUGACUCAGAAAAUGAUCGAUCAUGGGAUUGGUUUCUGAGACAUCUAAAGCUUGUUGUUGCGGACGAGCGUUCUCUAGCUUUUGUGUCAGACAGAAAUGGCUCACUUUGCAAAGCAAUUCAGAAUGUGUAUCCUCUUUCUCAACAUGGAAUUUGCAUUCACCAUUUGUUGAAUAAUGUGGUCACACAUUACAGAGGCAAGGGACUGGUCGGAUUGAUUGCAAAAGCUUCCAAAGCUUAUAGAGUCGUUGAUUACGAGAAGCUAUUCCAUGCCGUGUGCAAUAUAAGUCCAGCUAUUGGAAAAUAUUUAACAGAUGCAGAAGUUGGAAAGUGGGCUCGCUGUCAGUUUCCAGGAUACAGGUACGACAUGAGGACGACAAAUCCAGCUGAAUCAAUAAACUCUGCUUUGCGCACACCAAGAGAGUAUCCAGUGAUUCCUUUGUUGGAUAGCAUCAGAGAAAUGCUGACCCGUUGGUUCUUCGAACGUCGGACUUUAAGCAGGAAGCACACUAAACCAUUAACUAUUGCUAUCGAAAAAAAGAUAGAUAGGCGGAUUAGAAAGGGUAGAACGUUUCUUGUCCAGCCGGUUAACGAGCAUCGUUUUUUGGUUCUUGGAGAUACAAUUGACUGCCUGGUUGAUUUGGACAGAAGAACUUGCUCGUGUGGGAAAUACGACCUGAUAAAACUUCCAUGUCGACACGCUAUCAAGGCUGGUUUAACGGUUGGCCGAACCCCAUCCUCACUGACGGAUGACAUGUACACUACUUCCACAUGGAGAACAGCUUAUCAAGAGACUAUCAAUCCAAUAGGUGUUCCUGAGGAUAGUUGGGUUGUUCCAGAUGAUGUUCAAAAUGCUGCUGUGCUACCUCCUGAAUCAAGAAGAGGAGCAGGAAGGAGAAGAAAACGCAGAUACGAGACCGUUGAAGACAAACUCCGUUCAUCGCAAGCAACACAAGGAAAAAAGAAGCGCAAAUGCAGUCGAUGUGGCGAAGAGAAUCAUAACAGGGCUACAUGUGACAGAGCUAUUUAGCCGGUUUCGAUUACCUGAUAUACUGGUUUUUCUUUGUUUCACUCUGCUAUGGAGUUUGUUAUGGAGUUUUUUGAUUUUCUUGUUUUUUCUGAUGGUUUCGGUUACUUGAUACACAUGUUUUUCUUUGUUUCACUCUGCUAUGGAGUUUGUUAAGGAGUUUUUUUUUAUUUUUUUGGUUUUGAGUUCUGCAAUUGUUACAGGUUUUGACAACAAAGAAAUCAAAGGUAACCGAAGUUGUUUAUAACCAGCUAACACUUGUAAAGAAGAAACCAAAGAGUGUAUAUAACUCGAUCAAUGGAGAUGACAAACACCAUAAUGAAACUGUUAAUAACCAGCCAAUACUGCAAAGUCAAGCAAUUUUGAAAACAACAAAGGUUCUUAAGAGACAACAAAGGUUUUUAAGAUAAGCAACCGAUCACUACAACUUCUCAGACAUAAAGAGAAGUCCAUAUCCCUAUAAUUGCUACUGCAACUACCAUACCCACCGUCGCAAUUUUUAGCUUCUCUUUCAUCUCCUUUUCAACUCUAGCAAUCUCCAAAUUCACCUUCUCUUUGAGCUUUUGCGACAUCUCUAGUUCAAGUCUAGCAAUCUCAGACUUCACAUUUGUCAUAACCUUUUCUUCAAAGUUUGAAAGCCCUUGAGCAACUCUCUCAUGUUUCGCAUCUACCCUUUGUAUCUCGUCAAGCAAAGCUUCAUCGAUCCAUUUAAAUAGAUGGUUCUCAGAUUUUCUCUACCACAAAUGAAAACAAAAUUCGAUGAGAAUCUACUAUGGUUUAAUCUGCACAAUUGAAAUCAAAACAUGGACUCACAUCUUUUGCAAUUUCACAUCGGUAGAAUCGUCGAUAUCGAUUCUCCGCCGUCGAUGAACCAAAACUUGUUAUGCCCUCUCCACACCAACAUCUUCUAGGCACACCAUGAGUGGAGAUUCGGGGAAACCGAGAAGAAGAAGUUGACGAACUAGUCAUUGAUAUGCCGUUUCUAGAUUCGCAGAGAAAGAACCCUAAUCCCCUUUUCUGUCGCCUUUCGUUUCUUAUAUUUCCUCAAAUGAACUCAAAUCACGCGUUUGGGGGGGGCUGUGGAUCCGGGUUACGGGUCGGAUAUUAAGAAUUGUCGGGUGGGUCCUUGUUGAUUAGAAAUGGUUUUGGUUAUACACUAAAAACACCUAAAUCGACUUGUAAAAUAGCACUCUAAUACACUAAAUCGAAAUCAUGAAAAUAUUUUUUUUUUCAAAAUGAAAUCACGAAACUAUAAGAAAACACUAAUUUGUAUAACUGAAAGUGUAAACUAAAUAUUACACUAACCACUAAAUUUGUCAUGUGACAUACAAAUUAGUAUAAGUGAGUGUAAUACUAUACUCUAAACUAACAUGUAUUUCGAUUUGAAGAAACUAUAACUUAAUAAACAAUAAACAUAAUUUCUAAAACAAUAUAAUUGAAUUGAUAAAUAUAAAAUUGUAAUUAAUUUGCUUUUUAUUUGAUUUAGGGUAUAUGGUUUGAACUUUAUACCUUAUACCCUAAAUAAAUAUUGUUAUUAUGAACUCAAAUAAAUUGAUAGGGUACAAACCUUAUACCCUAUACCCUAAAUAAAUAUUGUUAUUAUGAACUCAAAAUAAAUGGACUCUAAUACCCUAAAAUAAAUGAGACCAUUUUCAUAACAAUACUCAUGAACUCUAAUAUACAGUAGUGUAUGAAUUAAAAUGAUAAACCAACAAAAUGAUCAAAGACAACAAUCAUAAACUCAAUCGAGGUCAACAGUUUUCCCAGGAGCACGCUUUGGAGGCUUAAAUGUGGACAUCCGAAACUGUAAGACUUCAUCAUUUGCUGCUUCCCAAAGAUCGUACACUAUCUUGUGUCGGGCUUCUUGGAUGUUCUCAUCAUUCACCAAAGAGAGAUCCAAGCCUAGUAGAUGGCAUUCUAUAAACUUCAACGAACUGGACAGCCUUGACGAUUCGUGGAAUGAGGACGGCGAAUGCUUCCACGGCCUUGGUGUUCUUCUUACCCCCACAAUCGAAGACAUCUAUUGUCCGGUUCACAAGAUUGACGCAUAUAGAGAUCCAGUGGGCUUGGUUAAUACAAAUAGGGAUGUAGAGACGAUCGAUAUCAACGUACCAUACUGAUCCCCUGCUUCCAUGAUAUGGAAGGUCGCCUCUUCCAUACUCUAGAAAACUCUCGUCGAGUUUGUACCCUUUCCUGUUUCCGUCAAACUUGCCGUAGGCCGUGAUGAUCUGAUUACUAAACAAGCAGUUCAAAAAAGCAACUCGGUCUGGCUUCCAUCGACGCAAUGAGGUUCUUUCCCGAAACAAAUACAUCAUGGCGUCCAUGUCCUGAAAAAGAGAAAACAAUUUUUUUAAGAAUGAGAAGCAACCACACAAUUCAUUGUACAAAAUAAAUGAGCUAAACUCACAUGGUUCUUCAACCAUUGAUUAGGGCCCAUUAUACGCGAAACUAACUCUGCAUCAAAUUUAGAUGGCCCAAUCUGAAGUACUCUGUAAAGAGAAAGCAUUAGUAUAAACGGUAGAUUUGAGAAAACGAAGUCAAACAAUAGAAAUAUUACUUACGUGGGAUUCAUUGUCCAUUCCAUUAGUUUGGCCCAUUUGUCUUCUCGAACAAACACCAAUUCAUAGUCGCUGUCUUUGCAACGGACUUCUGGAUCAUCAAUAUCACUCAAGAAUGGUCGCUUCGAGAUCUCUGGCCGGAAAGAAGUCAUAGGCGUAGUGAAAGCACAAGGUUCUUCGAACUGCUUAUCUUGAGAUGGAUCAAAACCAUCAACAUUUGACUCUUGGGUAAGGUUGCCCAUCGUCUUCUGUAAAUGCUCUUGGGUCCCUAAAUUGGCAUCUAAGGUGCCAAAUAAGCUGCCAAACACAUCAGACAAGUCUGUAUCCUGGUUAUAAAACACAAAACAUGACAUUAAUAAUUUUAAAACAUAUAUAUUACACCACAAAAUACAAUAAUAUUACACACAUGAUCCAAAACAUCAUCAUUACAUCAAUAUUGCACCCAGCAAAGACAACAUCAUCCUUACAAAUAUAUUACAAACCGCAAGAACAUCAACCGAGGACAUGAAAAAAGAAGAGCAACCGAGCACAUGAAAAAAGAGCAACCGCAGACAUGAUUCAAAGAAGAGUAACCGAAGACAUGAAAAAUCUCUACUUCUUGUUUACCUUU
Messenger RNA from Raphanus sativus (radish), 6162 nucleotides. RefSeq lists its product as uncharacterized. NCBI's taxonomy places the organism in Eukaryota, Viridiplantae, Streptophyta, Magnoliopsida, Brassicales, Brassicaceae. Gene Ontology annotation, molecular function: zinc ion binding. The transcript has 2 exons. The record is from RefSeq and is a predicted model, not a curated record. The coding region runs from base 745 to 2997 and encodes 750 amino acids.